UUGAGAAUCAUGGCUAGCUCAAGGAGUUUGACUGUGGAAAGCAUUUUGAUUCUCUUCAUAAUAUGUUUGGUUUUUAGCCACAAUAGGGUGGAAGGAGGCAAAGGUAUUUCUAGACAAGAAGAAGAUGAAGAUUUGGAAUUGGAGAGGCAGCUAAAGCUUCUUAACAAGCCGGCUGUGAAAUCUAUCAAGACUGAGUAUGGAGAUAUUUAUGAUUGCGUGGAUAUCAAGAAGCAACCAGCGUUCGAUCAUCCCUUGCUGAAAAAUCACACUAUUCAGAUGAAGCCCAGCUCCUUACCAAAAGGGAUGAUAAAUAAGAAAUCAUCAGGAAUUAGGUCUUCAGAAAUUGGGUUCAAGAAUAAUGAAUGUCCACCGGGUACAGUCAUCAUACGUCGGACUCAAAAAGAAGAUUUAACAAGGGCCAAAUCUCUAGUAAGAAGAAGUCCUGGAAAUGCUCAUCGACUUACAAAAGCAAAUCCUGGAUAUCAUCUUGCACCUGUUUCGGUACAGAGACCGGAUACGAAGUAUUAUGGUGCCAAUGUAUACUUUAGCUUAUAUGAACCAAAGGUUUCAGCCAAUCAAUUUAGUGAAGCAGUAUUAUGGGUAGAAAGUUUGUUUUCUGAUAAAUUCGACAGUAUUCAGGUUGGAUGGACAGCCAAUCCAAAAUUGUUCGGUGAUAAUCGAUGUCGACUAUUUUCUUAUUGGAUGUCUGAUGGAUUUCACGGAAAAGGUUGCUAUAAUCUCCUCUGCUCAGGUUUUGUGCAAGUCAGCAGGCAGAUAUCCUUUGGUUUAACAUUCAAGAACAUUUCUACCUAUGAUGGCCCACAAGUUGAAGAUUGUUGGCUUGUGUUCAGGGAUCCAAAAUCUGGUCAUUGGUGGUUUGUACUUGGAAGUACCCAGGUUGGAUAUUGGCCGUCAGAAAUCUUCAGUGACUUAAGAACCCAUGCAUCAUCAGUAUCAUCUGGUGGAGAGGUUUAUGGCCCCACAAACGAACCUAGCCCUCCAAUGGGUAGUGGCCAUCUACCACAAGCAUUCAACAUGAGAUCGGCUACUCUUGCUAGAAGGUUUCAAGUUGUCGACGAUAAGCUUCAACUAUUGGAUCCUGAUUAUAAUGAUUUUAAGCCUCAUCCGGAUACUCCUAAAUGCUAUAAUGUCCUACGAGCUUUUCCUUGGGGUCGGGAUAUUUGGAAAAAUUCCUUCUUAUUUGGGGGACCUGGCGGUGAUUGUGGAGCGUGAUGCAUCACUAGUUGGUAUUGUAGAAGAAGCUGUUCUGUUUCAUCUUUGAACCAUUACUGUGUUCAAAUAAUUAAUAGCUGUCAGGUCACUAUUUAGUGUAUUUCUUGAUUUUCAAUUGUUAUGGACACUUUUAAUGUGUUAUUUGAAUGUAUUAUGCAAAUAAACUCGUCAAUUACUCUACCAAAAGUUUUUUAUGUA
Molecule: messenger RNA, 1431 nt
Organism: Macadamia integrifolia
Lineage: Eukaryota; Viridiplantae; Streptophyta; Magnoliopsida; Proteales; Proteaceae
Exons: 7
Coding region: 10-1233 (407 amino acids)
Source: RefSeq, a predicted model, not a curated record